AGAGUGAGGCGCGCCUUAAAGGGGAGGCGGGCGCGGGGCUCCUUCUGCGCCUGCGCCUUUAAGGCCUCCGCUGCGGCCGCUGUUUCUGCAGAAGGAAGAGGAAGAGGAAGGAGGCCCCCAGCGCCGCCGCCGCCGGAGAAGGGGAAAGGCCCCCCGGCGGUCUCUUGCGCCAUGGACUCCGCCGCCACGUCUGCCGCAUCCUCAUCCUGCGGUGGCGGUGUGGUUGGCAGCCUGGCGGUGGUCCAUGUGGCCUUCCCGGAGGUGACCAGCGCCCUCCUGGAGAACCUGAACCAGCAGCGGCUGGAGGGCAAGCUGUGCGACAUCGCCAUCCACGUCCAGGGGCGGGUCUUCCGGGCGCACCGGGCGGUGCUGGCGGCCUCCUCACCCUACUUCCAUGACCAGGUCCUGCUGAAGAACAUGACCUCCGUGGUGCUGCCCAGCGUCAUGGACCCCGUGGCCUUUGAGGGCGUCCUGGGUUCGGCCUACACCGGGCAGCUCAGCAUGGCUGCCGAGGAGAUCGUCAAUUUCCUGACGGUGGGCAGCGUCCUCCAGAUGUGGCACAUCGUGGACAAGUGCACAGAGCUGCUCAAGGAACGCCGGGGGGCUCUGCUGCUGGGAGCAGCCACGGCCCCCUCCUCUUCCUCCUCCUCCUCAGCUGCUCCCUGUUCUUCCUCCUUCCGGGCCCACUCCAGCCGGACCAGCGAGAACCAGUCACCUAGCAGCAGCAACUACUUCAGCCCCCGCGACUCAGGCGAGGGGCCCUCUGAGCCGGGCAAGUACCACUCCCGGGGGGCCCUUCUGGGGGGCGAGCGCGAGGCUUCAGAGGACCACGACGAGGAGGCGGUGGCGGCAGCCAUGGUGGUCUUCCCCAGGGAGAAGGGUCCUCCCUCGUCCCGCUGCCCGGACCCCUUUGCCGGGGGCAGCAGCAAGUUCAUCCUGGAGACGGACGACGACGCCAGUGACAGCGGGGAGCCUGGCUGCAGCAGUAACGAAGGGGCCCCGGGGCCCCGCCAGCACCACCGCCCGGCCUGCCUCCGGCCCAGCAUCGUCCCCCAGCGGCAGUGGGUCUUCAUCAAGAAGGAACGCUCCCAGGAGGACCUGGUGCUCACCUGCGAGGAGGACGAGGACCCUGUCGAGGAGGUGGAGGUGGGACCUGGGGCCCACGAAUCCUCCGGGCUCAGCAUCACCGACGUCCGCACACUGACCGACCCAGGCGGCGGAGGAGGCAAGCUGGAGGAGCAGGUGAACUUCUGUGAGUCCUCGGAGGACUUCCCCUCACCCUACGAGGGCCUGGAGGAGGGCUGCCCGCUGGCCAGCGUGGGGGGGCUUGGGGCAGGGAGUGCGUCCUCCUUCCAGCCACGGGGGUCUCUCCUGCCCAUGGACAUGCAGGGCAACCACGUGGUGGUCUUCCCGGCAUCGGCUGCCGCCUCAGCCCCAGCCCCAGCCCCAGCGGUGGAGCACGGGGCAGUGCAGCUGGCGGCGGGCUCUGGGGACGGGAACAAGAUCUUCCUGUGCCACUGCGGGAAGGCCUUCUCGCACAAGAGCAUGCGCGACCGGCACGUGAACAUGCACCUGAACCUGCGCCCCUUCGACUGCCCUGUCUGCAACAAGAAGUUCAAGAUGAAGCACCACCUGACGGAGCACAUGAAGACCCACACAGGGCUCAAGCCCUACGAGUGCGACGUCUGCGCCAAGAAGUUCAUGUGGAGGGACAGCUUCAUGCGCCACAAGGGCCACUGCGAGCGGCGGCACCGACUGGGCCCCGGAAAUGGAAGUGGCGGCAGCAGCGGUGGAAACACAAAGAAGGAGGCCUCCCCGUCCCCCAUGGACGGCGAGUGGGGCACCGGGAACAUGGCCGCUGGGUCCUGCUCCUCGGGGCGCUCCCCCCGCAAUGAAGUCGGCUUUGCCGGGAGCAGCAAGAUGUGAACCCCCUUUUAGAGAGGGGGGCCGCCCUCUUUCUAAAAAGACCCCCAAGCUCUCCAGCCCUCUCCUCUCGGCAGCAUGAGGGCUCCUUCCUCUGGAGAUCCAGCAUUACUCUGAUGAGUGGAGCCAGUUUGGGCUGGAUUUAGGGCAGGGGCAGUCCGGAUGGUGCUAAUGAACCCAUGCCCCCCCCCACGGCCCCCUCCCAUCAUGCAAUUGGAGGAGACUUUGGAGGACUGAGGGUGGGCAGGAGAGUGGGGACACAGACACAGGACAGCCCCCUCCCCCCCACCAAGAGGGGGCUUUGCUUUGCUAGAUUUUUUGGGGGGGGGGGUUAUUGUAGCCACCCACUAAUUUCACUUCUUCCUUGUGUGUCUAUCUGGAAAAAGAACUGAACACUAAGCGGUCAACCUACCAUCGUGGGGGGGAGGUGUCGUUUUGCUGAGGGGGGUCUUAAUGUGGGGGAAGUGUCCUCCCUCCCCCUGCUUUGCAUGCAGAAAGGGCUGGGUUCAAGUCCUGGCACAAGGCCCAGGAAAUCUGAGCAAAGAUGGGGGUGGGGCUGACCUUGUACCCCCCCCAAUUUGAGCAACAGUUGGCCUGUUAAAUAGGCCCCCCCCCCCAGAACAAGACUG
Sceloporus undulatus (fence lizard) is the source of this 2552-nucleotide messenger RNA. RefSeq names its product zinc finger and BTB domain containing 22 (gene ZBTB22). Gene Ontology annotation, biological process: regulation of transcription by RNA polymerase II. The coding region runs from base 172 to 1926 and encodes 584 amino acids. The transcript is spliced from 2 exons. The record is from RefSeq and is a predicted model, not a curated record. Lineage: Eukaryota; Metazoa; Chordata; Lepidosauria; Squamata; Phrynosomatidae. Gene Ontology annotation, molecular function: RNA polymerase II cis-regulatory region sequence-specific DNA binding; protein binding; DNA-binding transcription factor activity, RNA polymerase II-specific.